This is a messenger RNA of Elephantulus edwardii (Cape elephant shrew), 1021 nucleotides long. It is a transcript of the gene AWAT1, whose product is annotated as acyl-CoA wax alcohol acyltransferase 1. Gene Ontology annotation, biological process: lipid metabolic process. NCBI's taxonomy places the organism in Eukaryota, Metazoa, Chordata, Mammalia, Macroscelidea, Macroscelididae. The transcript is spliced from 7 exons. Gene Ontology annotation, molecular function: long-chain-alcohol O-fatty-acyltransferase activity. Gene Ontology annotation, cellular component: endoplasmic reticulum membrane. Bases 35 to 1021 code for a protein of 328 amino acids. The record is from RefSeq and is a predicted model, not a curated record.
CUGGGACUUUAUCUCUCUCAGGCCCCUGGAUACCAUGCCUUGCUCCAAGCAACCUAAUCACUUUCAGAGUCUGAUGCUUCUGCAGUGGCCCUUGAGCUACCUGGCCAUAUUUUGGAUCUUGCAGCCAUUGUUUAUUUACUUGCUGUUUACAUCCUUGUGGCCACUACCAGCCCUUUACUUUGCCUGGUUGUUCCUGGAUUGGAAGACCCCAGAACAAGGUGGCAGACGUUCAGCCUGGGUACGAAAUUGGUGUGUCUGGACCUACAUCAGGGACUAUUUUCCCAUUACGAUGCUGAAGACUAAAGACUUAUCACCUGAGCACAACUAUCUCAUGGGUGUUCACCCCCACGGACUCUUGACCUUUGGUGCCUUCUGCAACUUCUGUACUGAGGCUACAGAUUUCUCGAAGAUCUUCCCAGGCAUAACUCCUCAUUUGGCAACAUUAUCAUGGUUCUUCAAGAUUCCCCUUAUUAGAGAUUAUCUUAUGGCCAAAGGUGUGUGCUCCGUGAGUCAGCCAGCCAUUGACUAUCUACUGAGCCACGGCCCUGGCAACCUCGUUGGCAUUGUAGUGGGAGGUGUGGGAGAGGCUCUGCAAAGUGUUCCCAACACCACCAACCUCAUCCUCCAGAAGCGAAAGGGGUUUGUACGUACAGCCCUCCAGCAUGGGGCUCAUCUGGUUCCCAGUUUCACUUUUGGAGAGACCGAGGUGUAUGAGCAGGUGGUGUUUCCUAAGGACAGCCUGAUGCACAAAUUCCAGAACUGCUUCCGCCAUAUCUUUGGUUUCUAUUUUUGUGUCUUCUAUGGACGAAGCUUUUGCCAAGGCACCAUUGGGCUCUUGCCAUACUCUCGACCUAUCGUCACUGUGGUUGGGGAUCCUCUGCCACUCCCAAGAAUUGAAAAGCCGAGUCAGAAGAUAGUUGAUAAAUACCAUGCACUCUAUAUGGAGGCCGUGCACAAACUGUUUGACCAGCAUAAGACCCAAUAUGGCUGCUCAGAAGCACAAGAACUGGUUUUCCUGUGA